This is a messenger RNA of Lytechinus pictus (painted urchin), 7136 nucleotides long. Its product is annotated as triple functional domain protein-like. The record is from RefSeq and is a predicted model, not a curated record. Gene Ontology annotation, molecular function: guanyl-nucleotide exchange factor activity. NCBI's taxonomy places the organism in Eukaryota, Metazoa, Echinodermata, Echinoidea, Temnopleuroida, Toxopneustidae. The transcript has 16 exons. The coding region runs from base 96 to 3227 and encodes 1043 amino acids.
AUUGAUGUGCAUGACUUUGAGGCAGUACGGGAGCUGUCUGUGAAUCACGUUUGUUCAGUUUUAUAUCUCUCUCUCGCUCUCUGAGUGGCAUUUUAAUGGAUCUAUGUACAAAUUUCCGCCAGUCUUUACUGGAUUUAUUUGCUAGUCCUCAUGAGUAUCGAGAUGCCAUUACCUGUGUAACAACACUCUUUGAACAAGUGCGCCAGACAUGCAGUCGACUCGAUGAAAUGACUGAAAGGAGACUAGCACACCUUCAGAUGUCGCUGCAUCAACAGAUCCUUGAAGAGGAGUCUAGAAAGGUGAGUGAAUGGGUUAAGAAUGAUGGAAGCAGGAAACUCAAACAGCUUGAUGACAUGUCGCCAGACUCGCUGAGUUCGGUCAUCAGCAUCCAAAAAGACUUUGAAAAGUUCUACUUUAAUGCUGUGAAACACAUCGGCCGCGGUGAAGAUGUCUUGGAAGAGAUUCAUACCCUCUCAGAACAAACAGGUGGUGGUGAUGGGGGUAGCAAUGCACCCCUCAAGACCCCCUCGGUCUCCUGCGCUCUUAAGGAUCAGUUGCAUACAUUCAGUCAGAGUCUAGAGAAUAAACGCAAGGAGAUAGAAGAAGCAGUCUGGCUGUACACCAUGCUAGAUAAGGCAUAUGAAUGGUCAUUAGGAGGAAUGAAGUUUGUAGCCAUGCUAGGGAUCGAGGAGACGAGUAACCGGGAGAGAUGUCGCGUCCAUCUUUGUACCUUGGAGAAAUACCUUCGUGAGAACCCUGUUAUCAGUGACGAUGACUUCAAAAAGAUGCUUGAGCUUGCCCGGACACUUGACAAGGGAAAGUGCGUUCAGCAGGGAGAGUUUGCCCAGCGACGGUGUAAAGAGACACAUGGAAUGAUCCAAAAGAGAAUGGAACAACUCCGCAACAUUUUACGCAACCCACGCUUUGCUCAGCGCAAUUCUUAUACCAAUGGAGAUACUCAGGUUUGCAUUCGAAGGACACCCACUGAUGUUAUCAAGAGGAAAUCAACAACGGACUCGCCAAACACGAUUCCAGAGGAAGUCACCAAACCUGUGACAGCAUCUAAUGUUGCUCAGGAAAUCCUACGUAAAGGACCUAAGACGACGCAAACCAAACACCAACGGGACUCUAUGCAUAGCAAUGGAUCGGUGGAUUCGGGAAUAUCAGUGAAUGAAAAAGCAACUGAACGAUUAGCAGCUGCGGCUGCGGCAGGUGCUUCAGCGGGUGCUACGACGGGGGCGCAACAGAACAACACCACCGAAGAUGGGGUUGUGACGUUACGUCAUCCUAGAACAUGUAAAACAAUUGAACCUAUUAGAGAACUUGAACCUAUUCCGGCUGCUAAGAAUGAGGUUAUAAGGACUACUAGUCUUGGACGGUUGGAUGAGGGAUUUGAGGAAAGGGAAGAGGAGUGUGAGAGAGGUGAAGAAACAACGAGUGGAGAUACACCCACGAGCCAGGAAACACAGAAUACUGAUGGUGCUCCUAAAGAAACAGAAACCAGAGAGAAAGAAGAUUUCUUAUCAGAUGAAGAUCUUGAUCAGAGUCAAUGGUCACCUUUAGAUGCCAACCGUCACAUCAGACGAUCCAUCUGUCUGGCAGACAAUCCUCUCAAACUAGAAGCCGAGACUCUCGCCAAGCAGCAUCCUUGUUACCGUCGGUUACUCCUCAUCAUUGAUGAAGUCAUUCAAACAGAACAGGAUUAUGUUCUUGCUCUCAAAUAUAUUCUAGAGAAUUAUGUUGUUGAGAUGGACCGAGAGGACAUCCCCCAGGCAUUGAGGGGUAAGCGGAGUAUUGUCUUUGGUAACUUGGAGAAGAUCUAUCACUUUCAUUCAAGAGUGUUCCUCAGGGAGCUGAAGGGGUGCAUGACCACACCCCUUCAGGUUGGACAAUGUUUCCUCAAACACAGACAAGACUUUAGCAUGUAUGCUCUCUACAACAUGAACAAACCAAAGUCAGAUAGAUUAUUAGCCGAGUUCGGACAUUUCUUUAGGAGCAAGCAGCGUAGGCUGAGGGAUAGCAUGGAUCUAGCAAGUUACCUACUGAAGCCAGUUCAGAGAUUAGGGAAAUACGGUCUUCUUCUGCGAGAUCUUAUCAGACAAUGCCGACCGGAAGAUCAGGAACAAAAUCAUCUCAGAGCUGCUGAAGUAAUGAUUGAGUUUCAGAUGAGGCAUGGAAAUGAUCUUCUUGCUAUGGAUUCUCUUCAAGAAUGUGAUGUCAAUUUGAGAGAGCAAGGGGAACUUCUUAGACAGGCUGAGUUUUUGGUGUAUCGAGGAAUCAGGAAGUGUGUCCGUCAUGUGUUCCUUUUCGAAGAUCUACUCCUGUUCAGUAAACCUAAGAAGACGAGUAAAGGACAUGAUGUAUACCAGUACAAGUUUAGUCUUAAGAUGUCUGACAUUGGUCUGACGGAGAGCAUUGGAGAGACCGGUACUAAGUUUGAGGUUUGGUUCCGAAGGCGUAAAUCAACGGACAAGGCUUACACUCUCCAAGCGAGGUCUGCUCAAAUCAAGAGGGUCUGGACAGCUGAUAUAAGUAGACUACUUUGGCAUCAAGCACUAAGGAGUAAAGAAACUCAUCAACAUGAGCUUUCAUCACUUGGGUUCUCUAGUAGACAGACGUUUGAUAUCAAACCAAGUCAAGAUAGGAUCCACGAUAGGGCUGUCAAUCUCAAAGCUCCAAGGUCAAGAAACUCGAUUGCCAUCUCAUCAUUCAGUACAACCAGCAAGCUCUUUGAUGCAUCAACCUUUUCAUCCAUGACAAACCUGAUGACAACUCAUACAUCAUCCUCCUCAUCCUUCCACUCAUCUCCAUCUCGUCGCUUCUCUCUUGCUGGUUCCAUGUCUCUAGCAAACUACAACAUCCCGGAGCUAGGCGAGAGUGGUAUCGACUUCCCGCCCCCUCAGAGACCUACUGCAGCUAUCAGUCCCACCAACACGCUCCAAGGUACGGACAGCAGCGGUGACAGCAGUGCGUUCAGCGGGGACAACGUAGGACCGGUAUCGCCUACCGGUGUCACCAUGAGGCACGGUGAUCCUCGGGGCAGGAAUCCCUUCGUCAGGAGCGUCCCCUCGCCGAGGAGCUCUCAGAUUUAUCAAGAGACUAUGUUUACAUCUGAAGUAAGGACGAUGAGUGUCAGUUCACUUCAUUCCGAGGCUGCUACCGUGGAAACCGUCUCAAGUCAGAGGAGAUCACAGAGGAGGAGUAAUCAGUUUGUCACGGCUGUAUGAGAAAAUGAUGAGGAAUCCCAAACUGCAAUGCCGUUUCUGUUCUUCUAAAGCUGGUGGCCGUUCUAUUCUGCAUUACUGAUAAAGAGGGAAAGCAUGAGGCCGACAGGACGCCCUCUAUGUUCAAGAUGGUUUCUCUCAGCAGUAUGGAUCUGACAUUAGUCUUGUUAUUCCUCACCUAGUAGAUCACUACAUCUUCUGUGGUUUGAUGAAAGUGGAUUUUUAUUAUCUAAUAAUGCAGCAUCUCUUGAAGGUGAUUUUAAACUUGUAAACUACUUUCAUAAAGGAUCUUAUCAUUUCCUCGGAAUAUUUAUUAAGACUUUUACUUGAGGUAUGGUUUCCGAAUGGCUUUUCUUGGCUUCUAAUGCUGCUUUCGUAGCUUUCCAUAUGUCAUGUGCUGCUGUCUCUAAGCAAAAUUUUGAAUAUUUUUUUAUGUUGCUGACUCCUAGUCUCCCGACUCCUUUGAGGAGUCAAUGGGAUUUUUAUCUGAUAAUAUAUCCAUUCAACUCAUUAACGCUUGAUAUGUUUUAAUCACUCUGUUUUAGAAUGUAGUAGUUUAUUUUAUGUUUCCCAGUUGACUGGUUGAUAUAGCGUUUAUAGUCUAGAUGGAGGCUGGAGCUAUUGUCUUUGCUGUUACACUAAAUAUAAGUGAUCGGUCUGUGGCGAGACUACAAACAGUGACUGCGCUGCCACUGCGUUUACCCUUUUAGCUUGCUUUAAUUGUUCUCUUAUUAUUGACUAUAACUCAGUGGCAGUUUGUCGUAUGAAAAAUCUUCACCAAACAAUAAUUGAUGUUAUAAGAAACAAUGAUUAAAGCACGACGAGGCUCUGCAGUCACUGUUUGUAGUCUCAUCGCAUCAGACUCGAUACAGCAAAGACAAUAUAUGUAUCUUACGCCUAGAUUAUGAACUAACCUUGAACUGUAUCUUGGCAGAGGAUUCCCUGACAUAUCGCUGGUACACCAUGGGGCAUGGUGAUAUCGUCAGCGUUUGAGAGUUGGUUAUCUAUGACAUGAUAAAGAAAAACCUAUUUUUUGUUUGAUACACCUUAUUCCAACAAUGUAGUUUUACCUCUCAUGGCUCAUAGAAUUAAAGCUACCUCUUUUGUAAAUUUAUUUCAGUUUUAGUCAACCAAUUACAGGUAUUGAUAUUGAGAUGGUGCUAUUUCAGUAAGAGAUUGUUAAAAUCUAAUCCGUUUAAGAUUCUCUUAUCGCUGUGUUUUCAAGAAGAAGAUAUUUUUGUAAUGUUAGUUGGAGUGUAAUCAGUGAAUGUUAGAUAUAACGGCGGAAGUCAUGUAUGUGUUAAAUGGCCCAUUCUUGUUGCCCACCGUCUAUUAGCAGCUUUCCCAACGCCGAUCAUGGCCUACACCUUUGUCAAGGUAACUGUAUGAAUAAAAGCCUCAAUGUGUUUGGACUGCCAGGCUGGGACCAGCUCAUGUCCAUAUUAAAUUAAAUACAGAUACAAUACUAUGUACUUUAUGUGGAGUAGUUCAUGCGAUCAGUUUAUUAUCAAUUUGGAUAGUUUCUGCUUUUGUUGAAAUGGAUAAGUUGAAGAGACUCCUGAUACACAUGCAUCAGGUUUGAGGCUGCCUCCGACACUGGCUCUGUAGCUGCCUUCAUGCCUGCCAUUCAAGUGGUGAUACACAUAUACCGUAAGUGGACUGAGGUCUCUUUGAGAUCAUUAUCCCCGUGAUACACAUAAGCCAUCUUCAUGUCGCCUAUUCAUGUGACACGAGUCACCUGACUUUUCACGUCAACGUUUUCUAUUGUUCGUUAGCAAUAACUAGUGUACAAUAUUGUUCAAUGGUCAAUCCGGCCUGAGUUCACUUGAGGGUGAUACACAUACCAAUGGCAGGACUGACUGACACCAUCUUUACACCCAAGGUGAGAACUCAGUCCGAGUGGGUGUCAUUUUGGCAAUCAAAAUGGGAGGUGAUACACUUACAUCGAGUCGCCACCGAUGCCCGCUUCAGUCCACUUUUGAUGUAUGCGUAUCCCCACCCUUAGAAAUGAAGACCGGAUAAUCUAUUAUGUAGAAGAAACAAAAGUAAGACUUGCAAACAUACAUGCUGCAGUUUAAUUGAGAUAUUAUGGAUUAAAUGAGAAAUAUAUAGAUUAUGAAUAUGCCCUUAUCAUUAUCAAUGGAAAGGUAAUGAUGUGGGGAUUAUCAUUAGGUCAUUUGGAAAUCACGAAAAUAAUACACAGGUUGGAAAUCGCCAAUUAAAAAGCGCUGAAAUGCCUCUCCGAAAUAUGCCUCGCAUCGGUCUCUGAAUUGACUCAAAUUUGAUGAUUUGUAUGUGUGUACGAGAGACGUGAUUGGCUCUCCCACAUCAAGCUCCCCUUGCGUGCAAAACCUGUUGCGAGGGUACGUUUUCUCCACACUGUCACUGAAUACUUCAAUCACGAAAUGAAAGAACAGGUUUUGCAUGCAAGUGGAGCUUGACGUGGGAGAGCCAAUCACGUCUAUCGUACACUCAUACACGUCAUCAAAAAUUCCCUAUUUCGCAGACGUAAGCAUUCAGAGAGAGAACUCUAAAACUAUCAAUUAACUGAGUUUCAUCGGUCUUUAUGAUAAAUGAAGCACACCACCGUGUUCUUAUUUUCUCCUUUAAUUUGAUAUAUAAUACUCCAUUUUUUGGAUUUGCAAUAUACUUCUACUUUGAGGAUGGCUGCUUAAUUACGAGGGAUAGGCUUAGGAGAAUCUUGAGGACAGUUUAAUGAUGCGUGUAUUGGCAUUGAGAUGUUAUUGUAUGUCUUCCUAAUUAAGUUGUGCCUUGAUAAUAAUAACACAUUCAUACCAUACAAGAAAUACCCUUGUAGCAUUCUAUCUACAAUGUCAUUAAGCAUGAAACCUUACAAUGUGUCAUGUAACAGUAUUCCAUCUGAGGUCAAUCUAUGCAGUAUAUGAAGCAAUCUUAUUGGUUCGUAUCUCGUCUCAUAUAAUAUGAAGCAGUCUUAUUGGUUCAUUUGUGAUGUAUUCAUGAUUAUUGUGUGUCGACUCAUAUCAGAUGUUUAGUAGAAUGUGUAUUUAUUUGAGUAUCAUAUGUAACCUGAAGACAAGUAGAACACCAGACAGACAGGGUCUUCAAAUGAAGACUUUCCAUGCUGCUCAGAACCAGUAUGCAUGGAAAAAUAUUGGACUGUAGAAUUGCAAUGAAGAAUAUUGGUUAUUCUGGAAUCAAUUUUAGUUUGUAAGAUGACUUUAUAAUCAAUCAAUCAUUCAUUCUAGAUGGCAAACGACUUGGAAAUCAAAUUUGAUUUUCAUAUAUGUACUAACUAUUAAUCCUUCUAGAAAUAUGACCAAUCUAUUUAAUGAUUACUUAUUUCCUGUAAUAUAUGAAACACAGAACCAUGUAAACCUAUGUUUAACUUAUGCUAGACAUUUACAAUAUGUUUGACUAUGUGAUGGAAAUAACUUUUGAAUACUACUUUAGCGUGAAAGUAAUUUUUUGCUUCCAUGUUCUUCCUAAAACUAACCUUUGAAAGAUUUGAAUAUGACUGAAAAUUUGCCAAAAUUACACAAAUAGAUAAAAUAUUACUUAUUCCAGUUUUAUCAAAUAUUCUUCCAUUGUAGACUUUUGUUAUGGUAAUGUCUGUGAUAUAACGAGGUGUGCUAAGGAAAGUUAUUUAUUCCAAUUAAAUGGAUAAAAGUUAUUCAACAUCAUGUUUUAAACCUUUAAAGUAAGGCAGAUGUAAACCUUUUGACUUGUUUCUUAGAGCAGUACUGUGAAGUAUUCUCUUGACUAAAUAUCAUUUCAUUCUCGACUCUUGAGUAAUAUGACCUCGGCUUUGGUUUUUAGAAUCUUGUCUGUAUUUUUAUGUUGCCUGUAUAUUAACUGUCCAAUCGAUAUACAUGUGUAAGUUAUAAAUUGGACAUAAGAAAUUCAGAAUAAAAAUAGGAUCAUGUAAUGAGA